AUGCCGCCGAAGCCACCGCUCCAACCCCACGCACCUAGAGACCCACAAGAUGGUGCCACAGAUCAAGAGUUGAUUGUUGCCAAUGCUCAUACCCAAUCUGACAACCACAACAUGACUCAUCAAGAUCCAUGUAUGGACAAAAGACGUAUGGGCAAAGGCUUGGAUAGGAUUUCUAGAGGAUUAAACAACAAGAUCAAAGUGCACAUUGCUCAAGGAAACAAGCGGCCAGAGGCACCUAUGGAAGCUGCAAAGCUAGCAUCAGAGGCUGGUAUUUUUAUUCGGGACCAUAUCCCAAUCUUCACCCGCUGGAAGGAUUAUGAAGAUGAUGCCGUUAAGGAGCUUUUGGAUGACUACAUGGGAAAAAUUGGUUGGUAUUGCCAUGGCAUGGGACUGAACUACGAACAACCUGUUUACAGUGACUAUUUCAAGUAUGUUCAAGAAUCAUAUGUCUCGCUGCAAGAUGCUGUAGACCAGAGUAGGAAAGGAUGGUGCACAAGCAGCACUGUAGCAGCCGCUGCUGGAAACAAUCCGGAGAAGUGUCUGAAAGCCAAAGAUAGCCGUGAGCAAGUAAAGUUACAGCAGAAGACUGGAUCUCGGUCCUACAUUGCUCAUUGCUAUGCGGUGAAGCAAACUAAAUAUAAGGAUGCAUCCCCGACAGUGAUUGAUCUAUUCAAGGAAACCCACAGCAGCAGCAAGACAGGUUUUAGUGAGGAUGCACAGAAUGCUAUUGACAAAGACAUGGAACUAUUGAAUGUCACUUUUGUGCCCAAGUCCUGA
Miscanthus lutarioriparius is the source of this 777-nucleotide messenger RNA. NCBI's taxonomy places the organism in Eukaryota, Viridiplantae, Streptophyta, Magnoliopsida, Poales, Poaceae. The record is from the annotation of a GenBank genome assembly.